UCCCGUCCCAUGAUGAACUUGUGUGGCUGGUUUGAUAUGAGGGUGUUGCUGUUUCAACGCUGUUGAUGAAUUUUGAUGGCUCCACGAUCCAUAGCUGAGCUGUUUUGAAGUAUAUCGGUACCAGUGGAGUAACAAAUCAAAGCCAGCCCAAGCGACCACUGAAGGAUUCUCACAACAUGAGCAUGAGCACGUCCUCCGGUGGCCCGACCCCCUUGGACCACGGGGUCCAGAUCCGCUUCAUCAAGGACCUCCAGGACGCCCGUGGUGGCGGGGUCCCGGGCCCCCAGCCUAGGACCAAGCCCCGUCCUGCCUCCAAAUAUGGGGUGGCGGUGAGGGUGCAGGGGAUCGCCGGCCUGCCGUACGUGGUCCUGAAGGACGGAGGGGAGAAGGGGGACUCGUAUGGCGUGCAGCUGAAGACGCACUACCCCCCCGGCUACGGCAGCCUCCCGCGGCGCAGGGAGAAGGCGGAGGUUGGGGAGCAGGGGGGGGAGGUCAUGUACGGAGGAGGCGGAGGCGGAGGAGGAGAAGGAGGAGGGGCGCUACGCAGGGCCCAGUCACAUGGCUCGCUGCUGGACCGGGACGGGGAGGAGCCGGGAGGAGGCGAGGAGUUCCAGCUCAGGCGGCCCCCGGGGGACGGGAGGUCGGGUAGCUAUGGCAACCUCGAUGGAGGGCUGGUCGUCGGGAGGGAGAGAGAGGGUGCCAGGGGAGGGGCCGUCAGAGAGGCGGACCAGAGCGGGCGUUAUCAGAACGGCUCCCUCGAUGGAACGAGGGGGGUCCAGGUCAGGCCCAACCCCCCUCCUCCUGCUCCUCCUCCUCAAACCACGGAGCUCCACUCUGGCCAAAGACGGAUCACCCCUGUCAACAGACUGAUCAACAGGUUUGAUGGCCGAGGAGGAGGAGGAGGAGGAGGAGGAGGAGGAGGAGGAGGAGGAGGAGGUGCUGGUGCUGGUGGAGCCGAGCAACAAAGGGUCUACUCUCCACGACCGGAAGACCCCAGAGAGGCCUCCCCUGUGCUCACCCCCAAUCCCUACUCCUCCAGGCCCUCCUCCACCGACAGCAGCCUGGGACGGAACCAGAGCUCUGCCUCCAGUGGGCCUCAUCAGUGGUCUCCAACUGGGAGAGCAGUAGCUGUGGACAACAACAACAGCGCUCCCAUCCAUAACUCAGAGAAAAACGUGACCCCUGACCUUUUAUUGGACCAGGGUCAGGUGGUGAACGAGGAAGAGGAACAGCUCAUGCAGACCCUGUACAGCAUCCUGAGAGACGGAACCAGUGAGAGUGAGGUUGCCAUCAGGCAGAAAGUCCAGGUCAUAUUUCAGAAGGUCCAGAGCCUCAGGUCCAGGGACGGGUCCGGUGCGGAGUGGAGGAAAGAGAAGCGGGAGCUGGAGAGGAGCCUGGGCGACCUGCAGGCCGCUCUGAAGGAGGAGAGGAGGGUAGGUGGAGCCCCAUGGGGCUCCAGUGGCAGGCCGGACCCUGCUCUCCGAGAGCAGCUGGAGUCGUCCCUGGACGAGAACAUCCAGCUCCAGGAGAUGCUUGGUCGGAAGAACAAGGAGUUCCACCAAACACAGUCUGAGCUGAUUCAGCUUCGCAUGGAGAGGGAGAACGCAGAGACACGGGUCAGGGAUGUGGAGGACCAGCUGGCUGGGCUCCAGGACGAGCUGAGGGAGAGCAGCAGGACGGAGUUGGCGGGCUUCCAGGCCCAGCUGGCGGAGGCGUCCCAGCUGAAGCAGCGUCUGGAGGAGGGCCUGCGGCAGCGGGAGAGGGAGCUGACGGCGCUGAAGGGCGUGCUGAAGGACGAGGUGGCCUCGCACGACCGCGAUAUGGAGAGCCUGCGGGAGCAGUACAGCACCGACAUGGAGAAGCUCCGUGGCAGCAUGGAGCAGGUGUCCCAGUCCCAGGCGGGGAUCGAGGCGGAGCGUCUGCGGGUCAACUCCUCGGUGCGCUCCCUGCAGCAGCAGCUGGAGGACUGCCGGGACGAGAGCAGCCACUGGAUGGAGCAGUUCCACACCACCAAGGAUGAGCUGCGCACCACCCGGCAGGAACUGCUGAAGGUGCGUCUGGAUAAGGAGGAGUUUGAGGAGGAGCUGAAGGAGCUCCAGGGACGGGUGAGCUCCAUGAAGCAGCAGAUACCUGACCCCAGCCACGCAGAGUCCCUCUCAAAGGAGCUCUCGAGUUCCCGUUCAAACCUGCUGAAAGUGCAGUCAGAGGUGGAGAAGCACAGGACUGACAUGGACAGGAAGGUGAUGGAGGUGAUUUCCUUGAAAAAGGCCCACCAGGAACAGGAGGCGGAGCUCAAGUAUGAGAUUGACAGGCUGAAGGAGCAAUUGAAGAAGGCCAAAGAGGAGUUCGCCAAGGAACAACAAAGAAGCAAAAAGCUUCCAGACCCAUCGGUCGUCUCCGAGAUGGAGCAGAAGCUCGGGGAGGCCAAAGGGGAGGGGACCCGCCUUCAGGAGAAGCUCUCAUUGGUCGAGGCGGAGCUACAAUCUACCAAGACCUGCCUUUGCAGAGCGCGGACGGAACUAGCCGAUCUCAGAGACUCUGAGAAGGAGCAGGAGGAAGCCAGCAAACGCAUCAGAGAUAAAUUCGUACGCCUUGAGGCGCAGCUGCAGAGCAGCACCUCAGAGAGCUCUGAGCUGGAGGUGGCCCUUCACAGCGAGAUCAGGGGGCUGAAGUCGGAGCUAGAUGAGGCCAAGAGGACAGCCUCCCGCCUGGGCCAGGAGACCAUAGAGCUCCGGCAGAGCCUGGAGGUCCGGGAGAGGGAGAAGGAGGCGCUGGCUCAGUCCCACAGCCAGCUGGAGGAGGCCCGGCUACAGCAGGAGAAGGCUCUAGAGAAACUUCUCAGGGAGCAUGAGUCGGUGCAGGGCUCGUCCAGAGAGGAGGUGCAGAUUCUGCGGGCCCAGCUGGAGGAGCAGCGGGAGAAGACGCGUAAGGAGACUCAGGAGGCCCAUCGCCACGGCAACGACGCUCAGGCUGAUCUGGAAAGGAGCCAGGCCAGUCUGAGGAGGCUGGAGGAGGAGAUGUCGCGGCAGAAGAAGGAGCUGCUGCUGGCGUGUGAGGAGCGGGACAACCACCAGCUGGACCGAGAGCUGCUGACUAACAGACUGCGCCACCUGGAGGGAGAGCUGGAGAACAGCAAGAACAGCCACAGCGAGAAGAGCCGCGAGAACCGCCUGCUGGAGGACAAGAUGAAGCGGCUGGAGAUGGAGCUGGAGGAGGAGAAGGGCAACGCCGAGAUGCUGAUGGACCGGGUCAACCGCAGCCGGGACCAGAUCGACGCGCUGCGCUCGGAGCUGCUGCAGGAGAGGUCCUCCAAGCAGGACCUGGAGCUGGACAAGACCACCAUGGAGAGACACCUGAAGGAGUUGAAGAGCCGCCUGGCGGACAUGGAGGGCCAGUCUCGCUCCUCAGCAGGUGUCUCUCAGCUGGAGCUCCAAGUCCAGGAGCUGGAGGAACGUCUACGCAGUGAGGACAGGGAGAAGAACUCAAUGGUGGCGUCCCAGCGUCGCCUUGAGAGAAAACUGAAAGAGCUCAGCAUGGCCCAGGACGAGGAGAGACAGCAGCACACGGAUCAGAGAGACCAGCUCACCCUGCGGGUGAAAGCCCUGAAGCGGCAGGUGGAUGAGGGGGAGACGGAGGUGGAGCGUGUGGACGGGCUGAGGAGGAAGGCCCAGCGGGAGAUGGAGGAGCAGCUGGAGCAGAAGGACGCGCUCCAGACCCGCAUCAAAGCGCUGGAGACAGAGCUCAAGAGGAAGACCCAGGCGGUGAGACGCCAGGCCCUGGAUUCCUCCGCCCUCAGCUCGGAGGACGACGAUGACGACCACCUGUACGACCCCUCCGGCAUCACCUCCUACCUCACCGAGAGCAACCUGCAGACCAGCUCCUGCUAGGCCCCCCCCCCCCCCCCCCCCCCCCCCCCCAGGGCAGGGCGCUGGGUCUCUAAGGGGAAACCACAGUGGUAUGGGGCGGGGGAGUUUAGGUGGAUUGGUCAAGUCUGAAAUGAAAUGGCUAUAGUGUAGUGGGGGGAGGAUUGCCCUUGUGUUGAAGCAAUACAGAGAUUAGUCCAGGAGAGUAGCUAUUAAAAGGCCUCGAGGUGAAUUGGAGGAAACGCAGGAUGUGGAGGAGCUUUCCUCGGAAUAUGACACUGACACUAUGGGUGCACAGAUCUGGCCUGCUGUAGUUGUGGAUGUCAGCCAGACAACAAGGCAGGGAAUGGUGCUGCGGUACAUUCCAGGAUGAGUUGAGGAAGCCGGGAUUUUCAGUGAAAAUGACACUGUAUGCAUUCUGUAUUUGUGUUAUAAUACUGAGCCUAAUGCCUCAUUUGAAUCAGGACUUUGCUCUUGUUUCUUGAAACUUAUAUUUACAAUUGAUUUGGAUUGAAUAAUGUAAAACCUUUUAGGUCCUUUCCUUCAGAGUUCACUAUUUCCAGUGUAAGUGAUUCCUACAUCACUCGCCUCAACUCACAGUUCAUUUAUGCACACCUUAUUUUUCUUUGUUGAUUGUUUUGUUGAACCUGUAUGACAUUAUGCAUAAUAAUCAAUGUUGGAUUUUAGUUAGUUUUGUAAUAGAGCCGCAUGGACCAACUGUUGGUUAAAAAGUUUAUGAUUACCACAAGUGUCUUUUGGACAAACAGUUUGUACAAGGAUGGUGCAAUGGCUGUUCCUGGCCAAUGGGGCCAAAGCCUUGUGAUGAGAUGGCUAAUAUUUCAUCAACCAUAUCUUAUGAUUUCACUGUUGAAAAUGUUCCUAUAAAGUGUUAAGACUCUUCUUUACCAAUCGUGUUUUUGAUCUAGUUUUCACAGUUUUGUAGGCUAGCUAUAAAGGGAAAUACACCAGCAUUUUAAUGUUUAAUAGUAUUGGCCUAGGAUAGAUACCGCUUAAUGCCUAUACCAUGGUGGCAGGCAGUUGGAGAUCUGAAUCCCUAUGAAUAAAAUUACUUUUGUAUAUAAGGAUAAUUUCCAGGAGUAGACAGGGUAAGAGUGGAAACUAUUUUCCAAGUACGAGGGUCCAAAUCAUCUUCUUAGGAUGAAUCUUCAUGUGUAAAUUAACACAUUUUAUGAGAAGAUAUUUAAAUCAAUAUCUCGAGGGAGAAAAUGUGCCUGUUUGAAUACAAUGUCUACAAAUGUGUGUGACUGAGUUCAUCUAUUUUGGAGCGGUUAUGGGCGAUAUAUUUUCUCUGUACAUAGAUAGAAAGCUAGACACAGCCACACAACUUCUAUGCAUUCCCUUUUGUAAUGUAAUCUAACCUCUUUAAGAAUCUUUUUUCUUUUUAAAGAAUGUCUAAUUUAGUAGACCUUGAAACUAUUUGUAUACGUUACCUAAUAUUUUUGAAAACAUUUUUAGCAAUCAGUAGCUAUUAAUGCAAUUAUUCGAACUGCCAUGCAGAUCUGUCUCACUUCAAAUGAUUUAUGUUUAGUGGUUAGAACAUGGUAUCUUUAAUGAUUCUGCACUGUGAAUUUAUACUGUACUACUCUUUUUUUGUAAUGGCCCCAAUAAAAUGUAUGUAUAAGCAGA
This is a messenger RNA of Gadus morhua (Atlantic cod), 5510 nucleotides long. RefSeq names its product cingulin a (gene cgna). The transcript has 20 exons. Gene Ontology annotation, molecular function: microtubule binding. The record is from RefSeq and is a predicted model, not a curated record. Gene Ontology annotation, biological process: microtubule cytoskeleton organization. Lineage: Eukaryota; Metazoa; Chordata; Actinopteri; Gadiformes; Gadidae. Gene Ontology annotation, cellular component: bicellular tight junction; myosin complex. The coding region runs from base 177 to 3887 and encodes 1236 amino acids.